GUUUAUCCGUUCGUCUUUGCCUAUGGUUUCUGUGUGCACUGUUGUUGUUUGAUGAAAUGGAUUGCUGCGCCUAGUUUUUGUGAUGGGACUUAUUUCCCUGCCUUUUCUCCUUCUCCCGAUGUGGGAUCCUAUACAGUAGCAUGGGAGAUGCCGAAGACGAAGAUGCAAGAGUCCAGCCUGGCCAUAGCAUCGCGGACAGCUUGGGCAUCAUCAGAUGCCAAGAAGACUCUCAACCCGUUAAGCCAACAGCUGGAAUUGCUGCAGGCGAGAUGCGUGGCCCUGCCUCUGAGCUGCCAAGCCAGUUUUUAUUUCUUCGAGCCCUGCAAAAAUAUUCCGAGGACUGUCUGAAUUCUGAUCAUAGAACCAAAGCUGACCCAUCGUCAGGGCCUCGUCUCAUAACGUGCAGAAAAUAUAAUUACCUUAGGCCAGGCUAUGACCAAAGAAUCCAUGAGCUUAGAGACUUUUAUCCAGAUCUGGAAAAUGAUGAUUUGUUUGUCCGUAAGACUGGCGCCUCCCACGCGAAUCCAGUCGUUCUCCAAGAUUUUGAGUAUUUCAGGAGGUCUUGUCAACAAAGGCCUCGUGUCGAAGGAGAAAUUGUUCUCCAGCCCAGAGAUGGGGAAGAUGAAAUAAUUCCAAAUUUAGAAAAAGAUGACCUCACCGUUCGCAAAGCUCAACUGCAAAAAAAGGAAGUGCCUUUAUCUGGGGGCCCCGACAAAUACCAGCCUGCUCUUUUCCCGGAUCCUUGGACUCUGCCCCCCGAAAUUCAGGCCAAAUUUCUAUGCUUGCUGGAGAAGUCCACCCUGAAGAGUGAGUGUGAGCGGAGGGGAAAAGUCUUAUCUCCUUCUUCAAGGCAAAAGAAGGAUGAUAUGUUGACUCGGAAAAUGGAGCUGCUCAGCCUAGGAGGUGGUGUGCAAUCCAAGAGCUUCUGCCCAGGAACAUGUAGCAAGGAAGAUAUGGAAAAAUGGGAAGCCAUCCGAGAGGCCAGCAAAACCAGGCAUAAGAAACGGCAAAUGGUUGAAAGGUCAGCUCACCGCCAUGCAUGGAUCUUGCUUGUAUCUGAAUAUUUGGAAAUAGUGCUUGGAAGUGAACCGUGGUGUUUGUUUUUCAACAAAGCAUGUCUUGGUGUGGCGUUUAAGCUCAGUGUUCAUGUCUUAUCUCCAUAAGUUCUGUUGUUGCUCAUUCAACUGCUCGCAAUCCAUCCGUCAGAAGUGACAGAUCUAUUUGUAGAUUGUGUUUGUUGUUUUGGAGUGGUGUGGUGGCCUAGAGGCGGAGCUCUCGCCUCACAGUCCAGGAGGCUGUGAGUUCAA
This is a messenger RNA of Thamnophis sirtalis, 1307 nucleotides long. The record is from RefSeq and is a predicted model, not a curated record. NCBI's taxonomy places the organism in Eukaryota, Metazoa, Chordata, Lepidosauria, Squamata, Natricidae.